Labeo rohita (rohu) is the source of this 1685-nucleotide messenger RNA. RefSeq names its product methionine adenosyltransferase II, alpha-like (gene mat2al). The record is from RefSeq and is a predicted model, not a curated record. The transcript has 9 exons. Gene Ontology annotation, molecular function: methionine adenosyltransferase activity; ATP binding. Gene Ontology annotation, biological process: S-adenosylmethionine biosynthetic process. Gene Ontology annotation, cellular component: cytosol; methionine adenosyltransferase complex. The coding region runs from base 116 to 1288 and encodes 390 amino acids. NCBI's taxonomy places the organism in Eukaryota, Metazoa, Chordata, Actinopteri, Cypriniformes, Cyprinidae.
AAUACUACCUCUAAAGCCACGCCCACUGAAGUUCUUCAUACUGUAAAAGCGACACUAGACGUUUUAGUUGUAGUUGCCGUUACAAAGCUGUAGAUUUAUCCGGUCUGCAUUCAUCAUGAAUCCCUCAGGUUAUAACAAACCAGGAAAAACCUUCCUUUUCACAUCCGAGUCUGUAGCAGAAGGACAUUCUGAUAAAAUGUGUGAUCAGAUCAGUGAUGCUGUUUUGGAUGCUUACCUGGCACAGGACCCCGACUCCAAAGUGGCUUGUGAGUGUGUGUCGAAGACUGGUAUGAUCCUUCUGUGUGGUGAAGUGACAUCAAAGGCUGUCGUGGACCUUCAGAAAGUGGUUAGAGACACUGUCAAGAAUAUCGGAUAUGACGAUUCAUCAAAAGGUUUUGACUACAAGACGUGUAAUGUGCUGGUGUCUCUCCAGCCGCAGUGCUCUGAGAUCAGCGACUGUGUGUUCGAAGGCCGAGAUAUGGAGGACAUCGGCGCUGGAGAUCAGGGUCUGAUGUUUGGCUACGCCACUGAUGAGACAGAAGAGUGUAUGCCGCUAACCAUCCUACUAGCUCACAAGCUCAAUGCCAAAAUGAAGGAACUCUCUAAGACUGGAGUUUGUCCUUGGAUUCUUCCAGAUGGAAAAACACAGGUGACUGUGGAGUAUCGUGAUAACAUGGGUGCCAUGGAGCCUCUGCGCAUUCAUACUUUGGUCAUCUCAGUCCAGCACACUGCUGACAUCACGCUGGCUGAUAUACGUCACAAUCUAAUGGAGAAGGUUGUUAAGACCGUCAUCCCUGCCAAAUAUCUGGAUGACAAGACUAUUUAUCACCUGCUGCCCAGUGGGAAGUUUCUUAAAGGUGGUCCACAAGGUGAUGCCGGUCUGACGGGCAGGAAGAUCAUUGUGGACACCUAUGGUGGAUGGGGCGGUCACGGUGGCGGGGCGUUCUCAGGGAAAGAUUACUCUAAAGUGGAUCGCUCCGGCGCUUACGCUGCCCGCUGGGUGGCCAAGUCUCUCGUCAAAGCCAAACUCUGUCAUAGAGUUCUGGUUCAGAUCUCAUACGCUAUUGGUAUCAGUCAUCCCUUGUCAGUGUCUGUUUUUCAUUAUGGCACAUCAACGAGAGAUGAGGACGAGCUUCUAGAGAUUGUUAAGAAGAAUUUUGACCUGAGGCCAGGAGUCAUUGUCAAGGAACUUGAUCUAAAGAAACCGAUUUACCAGAAAACAGCCUGCUACGGACACUUCGGACGAGAGGAAUUUCCUUGGGAAAAGCCGAAGAAGCUCAUCUUCUGAUAGAGACAAAGAAUUACAGUUUACAUUCCUAUUGAUUUUUAAUGAUUAUGACUGUAUUUUUGUGAAUGCAUUUUACAAAUGCUUUACUGUGAUCAAAACUUUAUAAUGGCUAUAUAAUCAUUUUCUUAAGAGAAAUCUACACUAGCUUCUUAUUCCUCAAGAGAAUACAUUAGAAUGAAACAUCUUUUAUAUGAAUUAACAGAAUUCAGUUACAGUCACUGAAUUAUGUGGAAAAUGUUUUUUGGAAAAUUAUUAUUUUUUUAUUUCUAUUGCUGCAUAUAUCUUAUGCAUCAUAUAAUAUCUGUGAUGUCUGUGAGGGUAAAACCCCUUUUUAAUGCUGCAGUGGUUAUUACACCAUUUACAUGUUUUAAUGUGUAUCCAAUCAAUUGUUGAUUAA